GCAGACGUAGUGUCGGAGGAGGAAGUGAAAGGGGAAGAGAGCAGCAGCAGCAAGUCUCCAGGCAGACUAGCUUCUAACAAAGUGCCAAAUUUAAUCAUCUAAAUCUGCCUCCUCCGUCUACGACACUGUGGUUUUUUAAGUGUUCACGUUAAGGACGACUCUGUUUUUUAUUGGGAUCUGAAUCGAGGCGUUGCCAAACUCAAUUUAUCUCACGAGUUAAGUGCCAGCGAGGAAGCUAGCUAGCAAACUAACGCCUAGUUAGCCUCUGACGCUAGCUCCCUCCUGAACAACAGCCCGCCCCGGUGCUCAGGUCUCCUCUCCGCUGUGCUUCAGCUCCAAACUGCUGAAAAAUGACAUCCAGGAAGAAAGUGCUCCUGAAAGUCAUCAUCCUGGGAGAUUCUGGUGUUGGAAAGACCUCCCUCAUGAACCAGUACGUGAACAAGAAGUUCAGUAACCAGUACAAAGCUACAAUAGGAGCAGACUUCCUGACGAAAGAGGUGAUGGUGGACGACCGGCUCGUUACAAUGCAGAUAUGGGACACAGCUGGCCAGGAGAGGUUCCAGUCCUUGGGUGUUGCGUUCUACCGUGGAGCAGACUGCUGCGUGCUGGUGUUCGAUGUGACCGCACCCAAUACGUUCAAAACACUCGACAGCUGGAGGGACGAGUUCCUGAUCCAGGCCAGCCCCAGAGACCCAGAGAACUUCCCUUUUGUGGUGCUAGGCAACAAGAUCGACCUGGAGAACAGACAGGUAACCACCAAAAGGGCUCAGGCUUGGUGUCAGAGUAAGAACAGCAUCCCCUACUUUGAGACCAGUGCCAAAGAAGCCAUAAAUGUAGAACAGGCAUUCCAGACAAUUGCACGUAACGCCCUCAAACAGGAGACAGAAGUGGAGUUGUAUAAUGAAUUCCCAGAGCCCAUAAAACUGGAUAGGAACGACAGAGCUAAACCUUCAGCAGAAAUCUGCAGCUGCUAAAGGACAACUCGGACCGUCUUCUCUCUUGGCUUUCUGAACCACCCUGUCACCGGUUACAUCACCUGCACCUUGCUCCGAGGGAAAGUACUUCCCUGCUGGUCUUCCUUCUUCAAACCACUGUUCAUUCCAUCAACACAACCCCACACGAAGUACGCUGCAAAUGGAUGUACCCCACGCCCACCGCCCACUUAGCACACAAAUUAAUACACUAGGGUACUCGUUGCAAAAUCCAUUGCCCAAAGAUCACACACACAUGAGAAGAAUGACACCCCUUCUGACCUCGCGGCCCCUGACUUGAUAGCGAUUGAUCUCCAAUUGUCUGACUGUGGCCCCUGAUUCUCACACACAGGGGCCAGAUGGAGCUAUGUUCAAAGAUGGCAAUUGGGAACUCUGGAUGGACUGGCUGACGCUCUGUAGUGUGAGACGAUGUUGGCUAGUGUCAGCAUUCCAAGUAUCUUAUUCUCACGUCUGUUUUCUCUUUGCUUUAUAUUGCCUGACUUUCAACAAAUUAUAUUGUGUGUGUGUGUGU
This is a messenger RNA of Paralichthys olivaceus (Japanese flounder), 1503 nucleotides long. Its product is annotated as ras-related protein rab7-like. Gene Ontology annotation, biological process: endosome to lysosome transport; phagosome-lysosome fusion. Gene Ontology annotation, molecular function: GTP binding; GTPase activity. Gene Ontology annotation, cellular component: phagocytic vesicle; late endosome; lysosome. The record is from RefSeq and is a predicted model, not a curated record. NCBI's taxonomy places the organism in Eukaryota, Metazoa, Chordata, Actinopteri, Pleuronectiformes, Paralichthyidae.